AUGGUGCUGCUGAGCCCGUCAAUAUGUGGAAUGCGAAAGUUGCUUGCCAUUUGUGAGGAUUAUGCUGAUCAACAUGGAUUGAAAUAUAAUGCUGAUAAAAGUGAACUGUUGGUUUUCAGAGGUAGAAAUAAAAGUCCAACAUAUAUCCCUCCAGUAAAGCUUAACGGUUUACUUUUACAGAGAGUAGCCCAAUUUAAAUAUCUGGGUCAUAUUGUAACAGAAGACUUGAAGGAUGAUCUAGAUAUUGAAAGGGAACGCAGGGCGCUAGCUGUGAGAGUUAAAAUUACACUGUUCAAGGCUUUCUGCCAAACAUUUUACACCAGCAGCCUUUGGGCCAAUCAUACCCAAAGGGCAGGAAAUACCCUGCGUAUCCAAUAUAACAACGCCUUCAGGUUGCUGUUGGGGCUUCCACCUUAUUGUAGUGCAUCAGGCAUGUUCGCGGAUGCGCAUACUGACGAUUACUUCGCGAUCAUGCGUAAAAAAGUGGGGUCACUGAUGCACAGAGUGAGGAGGAGCUCGAAUAGUCUCUUGAGGGUCUUUGCGGAACGGCUAGAUGGCCCGACACUGGGUAGGUUUAUUAAGCUACAUUUACGAAAUGGAGCUUGA
Parnassius mnemosyne (clouded apollo) is the source of this 606-nucleotide messenger RNA. The record is from the annotation of a GenBank genome assembly. Lineage: Eukaryota; Metazoa; Arthropoda; Insecta; Lepidoptera; Papilionidae.